This is a messenger RNA of Ictalurus furcatus (blue catfish), 5779 nucleotides long. It is a transcript of the gene ankha, whose product is annotated as ANKH inorganic pyrophosphate transport regulator a. Gene Ontology annotation, cellular component: membrane. The coding region runs from base 3377 to 4879 and encodes 500 amino acids. The transcript has 13 exons. NCBI's taxonomy places the organism in Eukaryota, Metazoa, Chordata, Actinopteri, Siluriformes, Ictaluridae. Gene Ontology annotation, biological process: phosphate ion transmembrane transport. The record is from RefSeq and is a predicted model, not a curated record. Gene Ontology annotation, molecular function: phosphate transmembrane transporter activity.
GUAUGUGAACCUCUAGGUUUAACAGUUAAUCUGAAGGUGAAAUUAGAGUCAGGUUUUUUAAUUAAUGACAAUCAGGUGUGAGUGAGCGCCCCGAUUUAUUUAAAGAACAGGCAUUUAUCAGAGUCUGAUCUUCACAACACAUGCUUGUGGAAGUAUAUCCUGGCACAAGAAAAGGACAUUUCUAAGCACCUCAGAAAAAAAGGGUUGUUGAUGCUCAUCAACAACCCUCAUCAUAAAGUCAUCUCUAAAGAGUUUGGACUCCACCAAUCCACAGUCAGACAGAUUUUGUACAAAAUUGAGGAAAUUUAGAAGAAUCGUUGCCCUCCCCAGGAGUGGUCGACCAACAAGCAUCACGCCAAGAGCAAGGUGGGUAAAAGUCUGCGAGAUCACAAAGGAACCCAGGGUAACUUCUAAGCAAAUAAAGGCCUCUCUCACAUUGUCGAAUGUUAAUGUUCAUGUCCACCAUCAGGAACGCAGAACAACAACGGUGUGCAUGCCAGGGUUGCAAUGAGAAAGCCAUUGCUUUCCAAAAAGAACAUUGCUGCCCAUCUGCAGUUUGCUAAAGAUCACGUGGACCAGUCAGAAGGCUACUGGAAAAAGUUUUGUGAACAGAUGAGACCAAAUUUUGGUUUAAAGGAGAGGUGUUGUGUUUGGAGAAAGGAAAACACUGCAUUCCAGCAUAACAACCUUCUAUGAAAACUAUCUAUGAAACAUGGUGGUGGUAGUGUCAUGGUUUGGGCCUGCUCUGCUGCAUCUGGGACAGGAUGACUUGCCAUCACUGAUGGAACAAUGAAUUCUGAAUUAUACCACAAAAUUCUUAAGGAAAAUAUCAGGACAUCUGUCCAUGAUCUGAAUCUCAAGAGAAAGUGGGUCAUGAAGCAAGACAAUAACCCUAAGCACAUAAGUCAUUCUACCAAAGAACGGUUAAAGAAGAAUAAAGUUAAUGAUUUAGAACGGCCAAGUUAAUGUCCUAACCUUACUCCAAUAGAAAUGUUGUGGAAGGACCUGAAGCAAGCAGUUCAUGUGAGGAAACCCACCAACUUCCCAGACUUGAAGUUGUUCUGUAUUGAGGAAUGGGGUAAUAUUCCUCAAAUUCCUUCAAGUGUUUAGCAUGUUUGCCUUGCACCUCUGUGGAUGGGGGCUCAAAUCUCGCCCUGUGUGUGUGGACUUUGCAUGCUUGCCCAAUGCUUUGGGGGUUUCGUCAGGGUACUCUGGUCCCCGCCCCCCCAGUCCAAAGACAUUCGUUGUAGACUGAUUUGCGUCUCUAAAUUGUCCGUAAUGUGAGUAUGAUUGUGCCCUGUGAUGGGUCGGCACCCCGUCCAGGGUGUCCCCUGUCUAGUGCCCCGAGUUCCCUGGGAUAAGCUCCAGGGCCUGUGGCUAUCCCUGGGAUAGGCUCCUGUGUAGGCCCCAUGACCCUGUGUAGGCUAAAAAGCGGUAUGUAAAAUGGAUGGAUGGAUAUUCUAUCGAUUAAACACCAAUAACCCAGACUCUGAAAUUGGAAUAGGAUAUUUCUAAGAUAAAGAAGAGUUAACAGAGACUAUUUAUGUAUAUGCACGAUUAGAUAAUAAUAGUUAUUACACUGUUUUUUUUUUUAAUCAAUGCAUUCCUUUUAUAUUACUACUAGCUGCUAUGGUGAGAAACAGGAUUAACCACUUUGGAUCAUGUGUUUUGCUUGUUUCUGUUUGAAAGCUACCUGCCAGAUAGCUACAAAGCACAGAGAAGUGGAGGUGAGAGCUAAUGAAGUAAGCUGCUGUAGGUCAGGAAUUAUUUCUUUAAGUGUAUUUUUGUUUUUGUUUUGUAUUGUUUGAUGGGAAAUCGUGGUUUAUAAUGAUUAUGCAGUUAUUAUUUUAUUUUCUAUAUGUUUUCACUGAACUGAAAGUAAUUCCUGUCUAUGCCUGUCUGUGCUAGUGCGAAAAUGCAGACAAGUAGAUAGAUUUCAGGUUCAUGAAGCUGAAGGAAAUAAGGUAAUGAGGUAUUUGGCUUAUAUACUUUGUGCACCCAUGCCAAGUAGCCCAUUGCCUCAUAAUCUGUCCCUUAUCACACACACCCACAGUUCCAUCCAUCCAUCUUCUGUACUGCUUAUCCUGCUGGGUUGCGGGGAACCUGGAGCCUAUCCCAGGGAGCAUCGAGCACAAGGCAGGGCACAUCAUACCCUGUCCAGGGUACACCCUGGACAGGGUGUACCAUCAGAGGGCACAAUCACAUACACACACCCAUUCAUACACUAAAGACACUUUGGACAUGCCAAUCAGCCUACCAUGCAUGUCUUUGGACUGGGGGAGGAAACCGGAGUACCCGGAGGAAACCCUGCAACAUGGGGUGAACAUGCAAACUCCACACACACAAAGCAGCGGCGGGAAUCGAACCCCCAACCCUGGCAUUGUGAGGCAAACGUGCUAACCACUAACCCACUGUGUGCUUAGUGUUAAAUAAAAAUGUUUUUGUCAUAAUUCUUCACUUAUUUCAUAAUGUUACAUUAAACACUGGGCUAUGAUAUAACUAACCCAUAGUAUGGGGUAAACUUAUUCACUCUAUGAGUUUGAGACUAAGCCCUUCAUUGCCUGUUUGUGAUACAGAAAUAAGUGCUAGAACAUUUACAAGACACACGCAGCUCCUUUGUGCAACAUUUUGAAUGCUCUAAUUUAAAAAGAACUCUGAGGAACAGACAAAUGUCACUUUAAACCAACAAACAAACAAACAAACAACUAAAUGAAAAGCUAACCUAUUGUUUGGUAAGUAAAGUUAAAUUCAGGAUCACAGUCCCUAAAGUGAACUCGUACACUCUGAUCUCCGAUCAUAAAUUAUCAUAAGCAUCUACUCUUAAUGUAGCUGCUUGCUUCACAUGAAUUGUGCUGCACUGGUGAGAGAAUGAGCUGCAGUACAUUCUGAUUGGUUAUUAAGGUUUACAGGUUGGUGGGCGGGGCUUGUGACGUAUGCUUCCGGAGGGGCGGGGUUGGUGUCGUGCAGCCUCACGUGCGUCCUAAAAGCGGAGACAGAGCAGCAGACAGACAGAACAGCCGGGUUAAUGCCGUCGGUGCACGGGAGCUGAUGUUUAUCGAUAGAACUUGAAAAGCUAAGCUGUCAGUUCUCUGUUUUCUGCGGGCCGCUUCUGACCCGUUAUGUUUUGAGAUUUAUUUGUGUUUUAUAAUAUUUUUCAUGUUUGGAUGACCUUCUGAUUCUCACCGCUGCGAAACGUCUUGCAUGAUGGUCCAUGACUCAGUUACGUGCUGAGGGCUGAGGGUUGAGUCCUGAGGGCUGAGGGCUGAGUGCCGCAGUCAGUUAUAGAGGAGUAGAAGGUAUAACCGGCUGCUUGCUGGUGUUUGAUUAUCGGAGCGACGCGAAUGUAAGCCGACGUUUGAUUAAUUUCGCUAGGAUCAUGGUGGAGCUGACCUGCCUCACCGCUUACUGGCCUCUCAUCAGAUUCCUCAUUCCUCUGGCUGUUACCAACAUCGCCAUCGAUUUUGGGGAGCAGGCUCUGAACAGAGGUAUCGCAUCAGUAAAAGAGGACCGUGUGGAGAUGCUGGCCAGCUACGGUUUGGCCUACUCGCUCAUGAAAUUCUUCACCGGGCCCAUGAGUGACUUUAAGAGUGUUGGGCUGGUGCUGGUCCACGGCAAGAAGGACAGAAGAAAAGCAGUGCUAUGUAUGCUUGUAGCUGGGGUUAUAGCUAUGAUCCUCCAUGUUCUCAUAGCUUACACAGAUCUAGGAUAUUACGUCAUCAACAAACUCCACCAUGUGGAUGAAUCUGUUGGCAACAAGACGCGAAAGGCGUUUCUUUACCUUGCAGUGUUCCCUUUACUGGAUGCCAUGGCGUGGAUUCAUGCUGGCAUCCUUCUAAAGCACAAAUACAGCCUGCUGGUGGGCUCCUCUUCAAUCUCUGACGUUAUAACACAGAUCAUUUUUGUGGCAAUCCUGCUCCACAGCAACCUGGAGUGUGUUGAACCCUUGCUCAUUCCAAUCCUGUCUUUGUACAUGGGAGCACUGGUGCGCUUUAGCAUCGUGGGACUGGGCUACUACUGCAACAUUCAUGACCACUUUCCUGACUCCAACAGCCAGGACAUGGGGGGAGAUACCACCAUCAAGAAGAUGUUGAGCUUCUGGUGGCCACUGGCACUCAUAUUGGCCACCCAAAGGAUCAGCAGGCCUAUCGUCAACCUGUUUGUGUCUCGAAAUCUCAGCACUGCACAGCAAGGCAGCUCUGCUUCCACAGAGGCUGUAGCAGUGCUCACAGCCACCUAUCCAGUGGGACACAUGCCCUACGGUUGGCUAACCGAACUACGAGCUAUCUAUCCAGCAUUCGACAAGAAUAAUUUGAACAACAAGUUAGCUGCUGGUGCUGGAGUGACAAAAUCCCAUAUCAAGAAGUUCACCUUGGCCUGCUUUACAAUGUCUGUAACGCUAUGCUUCAUAGUGUUCUGGACCCCUGGUGUGUCUGAGCUGAUCCUGGUGAAUGUAAUUGGAGUGGAUGAGAAUUUUGCUCAGCUUUGCACAGUUCCUCUUCGGAUAUUCUCCUUCUUCCCUAUUCCAGUGACUAUUCGAGCUCAUCUGACAGGUUGGUUGAUGACUCUGAAGAAGACGUUUGUGCUGGCCCCUAGCUCUGUGCUGAGGAUAAUCGUGCUCAUCACUAGUCUCUUAGUCCUUCCCUAUAUGGGGGUGAAUGGUGCUGCAUUAGGAGUGGGCUCACUACUGGCCGGCUUCCUCGGAGAGGCCACGAUGGUGGCGUUGGGUGCAUGCUACGUGUAUCGGCAGCAGAGAAAGAAUUCAGGCACGGAGCUAGUCAUGCAGGGGGACAACUCUACCCCGAUGAGUGAUGUCACAUCCACAGCGGUGUUAGAGGACAUCCAAGAGGUGGAUGAGGAGGAAGAGGGACAGAAGGAUUGAUCGAGAGAAACGAACGAAAAGAGAAACCUGAGAAGAGCUACUAUAGCACAAAUUGCUGAAAAAGGCUAACGCUGGCUAUGAUCGAAAGGUGUCAGACUACAGUGUGUCGCGGUUUGCUGCGUAUGGGGUCGUGUAGCCGCAGACCGGUCCGAGUGCCCAUGCUGACUCCUGUCCACUGCCGAAAGCACCUACAACCGUGACCUGAAGCAAGCCGUGCACAGAAGAUACCCUUGCAAUUGGAUGGAUCUAGUUUCUUACUUUUACUAAAACCUGCCAUUAUCGGGGGUGUAUAGACUUUUUAUACCCACUGUACAAAAUAUUAAGCAGGAUGGCUGAUCGCUGUACAUCUUAUAGCGCUGAACUAUUACUCACACGGUCAGGGCUCAAACCCUGUAGUGUAAAAACUGUUUAUAACUGAACAGUUACAGGGAAAUUCAGUAUUGACAGGAGCCCAGAGCAUACUGCUUAUUUUUGAGGCAUUUGUAGUGGAAAAGGUCCGUAAACUGUACACUUGCUUUAACUGCCAACGUCAGGGUAGAGCAAACUGGUCAGUAGAAUUUAAAUUGUAUAUACAGUAUGUACAGAUUUUAUAUUUUUUUUUUUUCAUUUGAACUGUCAUUAGAUGCACCUUUAACAAGCACCUUCUUUCACUUUAAAGGGAUCAUUUCAUUUGUUGAACAUGGCUACAGUCAAACAGUGGUGCUAGAUAUUUCUGAACACUCGGAUGGAGAUGCUUCUAUUUUAGCGUGUACUCUCCCUCGUAGUAUCGACGUGCAGAUAUUAGCAGUGCUUGAAACGUUCACCAAAUGUCGCCGUCGUAUUUUCAUAGUUCACACAAUACACAGUUCCAUCAAAGGUGGGGCCAGUGAGUAGCUGCAUGUUUAUUUUUGCAUCAUCUAU